AUGACACUUAAAUAUCUCAUUACAGGAGCGACGGGAGGCCUCGGUGCCGGGGUCCUAUCCUACCUUGCUGCAAAUGUCCCGGCAUCAGAAUAUGCCGCAGCGUCCUCGAAAGAGGAGAAUCGCAAGCAGUUCGAAGACCGAGGAAUCGCAUUCCGACUAGCGAGCUAUGACGACCCUCAGACACUAGAGACCGCAUUUAAAGACGUGGAAAACAUCUUCUUCGUUAGCACGAAUACCUUUGACACCGAGAAGCGGCGCAAGCAACACGAAAACUUUAUACUUGCAGCGAAGAAGAUGAACGUGAAACACCUAUGGUAUACAUCUCUUGCAUUCGGCGGAUACACUUCCGACUCCAAAGCAGCGGUCCAGCAAGGCCAUCUGAUGACAGAGGAGAUGAUGAAAGAAGCCGGUAUCAACUUUACCUCCAUCCGUGAGGGUCUUUACACAGACGCCUUCCCGGUCUUCAUGGGCUGGUAUCCAAGCACAUCGACCGUCUACCUCCCCUCCGACGGACCAAUCGCCUUUACACUGCGAUCGGAGCUAGGCGAGGCGAAUGCGCGACUGAUGAUCCGGGGCGGAUACGAUCGAGAGACUGUGCUGCUUACAGCCCAGCAGACCAUCACAUUCUCUGAGAUCGUGGAUCUGAUCAACGAGACGACCGGCCGAAAUGUUCAGUUCGAGCUUGUCUCGCCGGAGGAGUUUGUGCGGUUGAAGAAGGCUGGCGACGAGGGCGGGAAGGGCGAAGGAUUCUUCCAGGCACUGCUGUCGUGGUACGAGGGUAUUUCAAAGGGGGAGACGUGCACGAUUGACCCGCUCAUGGCGGACUUGCUGGGCCGGCAACCCGUGCCACCGCGUGAGGCUAUUCGGGCUUUCUUGACGGAGAAUCGGGACUAUGAAUGGCAUCAGAACUAUGUUAAUCGCCGUUAG
Penicillium coprophilum is the source of this 927-nucleotide messenger RNA. RefSeq lists its product as uncharacterized. Bases 1 to 927 code for a protein of 308 amino acids. The transcript has 3 exons. The record is from RefSeq and is a predicted model, not a curated record. Lineage: Eukaryota; Fungi; Ascomycota; Eurotiomycetes; Eurotiales; Aspergillaceae.